This is a messenger RNA of Anopheles darlingi, 1123 nucleotides long. It is a transcript of the gene Npc2a, whose product is annotated as NPC intracellular cholesterol transporter 2 homolog a. The transcript is spliced from 4 exons. Gene Ontology annotation, biological process: intracellular cholesterol transport. Gene Ontology annotation, molecular function: sterol binding. The record is from RefSeq and is a predicted model, not a curated record. The coding region runs from base 201 to 677 and encodes 158 amino acids. NCBI's taxonomy places the organism in Eukaryota, Metazoa, Arthropoda, Insecta, Diptera, Culicidae.
GAGUACGGCGAGUAGUCAAUUGUCGGAGCUCUAACCGAACGGUCGCGAAGCGCAGAAGCAGAGCAACCGCCGUGAACCCCUAGAACGGCGAUUACGUUAGCUGAUUACGCGCCGUUGUCUGCUUGACCAUUCGAAGCAAACCAAACGAAGAAGUUGAUAACGAGUGCUACCAACGAUAGAUCGAGUGAAUCAUCUCAAAUAUGUUCUCCCAAUUGAACAAGAUGCUAGCAGGUCUGCUGCUGGCCACGACCCUUGCCUGCUCGCUUUCAACUACCCAAGCUGCCGAGUUUGGCAAUUGUGCAAAUGAGACUGCCGUCGGUCAAUACAGCAAGGUGGAGGUAUCGAACUGUGCCGAUGAUGCUGCUUCUUGCGUGCUUAAACGUAACUCGAACGCCACCAUCUCUAUCACCUUCCAAAGCAGUGAAGAUUUGAGCGAUCUGAAGGCGGUCGUUCACGGGAUCAUCCUCGGUAUGGAGGUGCCCUUCAAUCUGCCCAACAACGAUGGCUGCAAGGACAGUGGACUCGAGUGUCCGCUGAAGAAGGAUACUAGCUACCGUUACAGCACUACACUGCCGGUACUAAAGCAGUACCCGAAGGUGUCCGUCGAGGUGAAAUGGGAGCUUGUGUCCGCUGGUGCGCAGAUCAUUUGCGUUCUCAUUCCGGCUAAAAUACAGUAGAAACGAAGGGCUGCUCCUCGACCGUCGUCAUCAGCAUUGAGUAGAAUUGGAUGGUGCUGUGGAUCGGAUCAUCUGAACUACUCGCUGCAUGUAUUCCAUCGUACAAGCUUCGUCGCAGAAGCAGCGAUGGCCUCAAUUCACCAUUAAGUACCGCCGUCUCCAAUAGGGUGUUUCGUUCAAUUGAAGUCGUCUAAGCUGCAGCAGGAAGUGAAGCAACAUAAGAAACACCCGCAGGUUCCUGCCCCUCUUUCUCUCACCAAGUCCCUCUCGUCUCAGACAGGAUCCUCGAUCCAAAGAUCGCUCAGAUCCUCCGAUGUUAAUUAGAUUGUAUAGUAGCCCCCGCUGAAGAAUCCAAUAAAGCAAACCCGGCGAAGAACAUCGCACUGGCACGUUCAGCGUGCACGCGACUCCCGGCUACCCCUUUGGCGUUAGAGGAACGCCCGUUA